GACUUGGCGGGGCUUGUCCAAAGCAUGCGCAAGGGCGAGCAAGGAACAGGCUUCCAACGGGCUGGAUGAAAUGCAGACUGCCUACACAAAUGGCAAAGACAAGGAGACCUAUGACAACGUGAAGGGAAUUCCGCAGCCAGGGGUGUGGCCAUCGGGCAAGAAGCCGCCGUUUAGGCUCUCGAUCGCCGGAAGCUGGAACAGCUUUAUGCCGGACGCCAUGGAGUGGGAGGAUGGUUUGUUUGUGUUUCCAAUGGAAAUUGGUGACGAUGGUUGGGACUGCUUCCAACUUCUGGAAAAUGGUAGUUGGGACCGUGUCAUCUAUCCCAGCAUCGAUGAGGCGGGCGCAGAGGACAAGUACACUGUCUGUGGUCCUGAUGACUCCGGGCAAAAUCGGAGCUGGCAGAUCGGGAAAAGCGAGACCGAGGAGGCCACCCCAGGAUCGCACUUUGUCGUCUGCGUGUCACUGGACGACAAGGGUAAAGUCAGCCGGGUGUCAUGGGAGAAACUUUAA
Molecule: messenger RNA, 511 nt
Organism: Symbiodinium necroappetens
Lineage: Eukaryota; Dinophyceae; Suessiales; Symbiodiniaceae
Source: the annotation of a GenBank genome assembly